Messenger RNA from Cuscuta epithymum, 1906 nucleotides. NCBI's taxonomy places the organism in Eukaryota, Viridiplantae, Streptophyta, Magnoliopsida, Solanales, Convolvulaceae. The record is from the annotation of a GenBank genome assembly.
UCACUGAAUUCAGACUAUCUGAGAAGAUCAUCUUCAUUUCCCUCAGCACUCUCUAGUCUCCAUAUAGGAAAAGAAUGAUGGACAACUAUACUGUCCUUUUCUGUAGUAUUAUUAUGCUCUCCCUCUCUCUGUUUAUAUGCUUACUCUCCCUACUAAGAAAAAAUGCAGACUCAAAGAAGAAAGCUAAGCUCCCUCCAGGUUCAAUGGGGUGGCCUUACAUUGGACAAACCCUGCAACUUUACUCUCAAGACCCAAACUUUUUCUUCUCUGAUAGAGAAAAAAGGCAUGGGAAGAUCUUCAAGACUCAUAUACUGGGGUACCCUUGUGUCAUGCUGGCUAGCCCGGAGGCUGCCCGGUUCGUGCUAGUGACCGCAGCGAACUUGUUCAAGCCAACAUAUCCAAAGAGCAAGGAGAAUUUGAUAGGGCCUUGGGCAUUGUUUUUCCACCAGGGGAACUACCACACUCGUAUCAGGAAGGUGGUUCAAAGUGCCCUUAAACCAGAGUCCAUUCGCAGCUUUGUAGCUGAUAUUGAGGCAACAACAAUGUCUGCAUUGGACUCGUGGGCGGGCGGGCAUGUUGUCAACACGUUCAAGGAGAUGAAGAAGUUUUCUUUCGAGAUAGGCGUUCUUGUUAUAUUUGGACAUCUUGAGGAUCACCACAAAGAAGAACUCAAGAAAAACUACAGCAUAGUUAAUGAAGGGUACAACUCUUUCCCAACAAAUUUACCAACAAGUCUUUAUGGCAAAGCACUCAAGGCAAGGAAGAGACUUAGCAAAAUAUUAAGUGAAAUCAUUAAUGAGAGGAAGGAGGAGGUAGAGGAGAAGGGGCUUUUGAGUUGUUUCAUGAAUUAUAAAGAUGAUAAGGGGGGAAUCAUUCUCAAUGAUGAUCAAAUCGCUGACAACAUCAUAGGAGUUCUCUUUGCUGCACAGGACACAACAGCUAGUGUCUUGACAUGGAUACUCAAGUACUUACAUGAUAACCCCAAACUUCUCGAGUUCAUUAAGGCUGAACAUAAAGCAAUCCAAAUGUCUAAAACUGAAGUGAAUUGCCAACUCACAUGGACGGACACAAGAAACAUGCCCUUGACUAACAAGGUUAUCUCGGAGACCUUAAGGAUGUCAAGCAUUAUAUCUUUCACAUUCAGAGAAGCAAUUGAUGAUGUAGAGUACAACGGGUACCUAAUUCCAAAAGGGUGGAAAGUGUUGCCCUUGUUCAGGAACAUUCAUCAUAACCUGGAGUACUUUACUGAUCCACAAAGCUUUGACCCUUCAAGAUUUGAGAAUUGCAGGAAACCCAAUACAUUUAUGCCAUUUGGCAGCGGGAUACACGCCUGCCCGGGAAACGAGCUUGCCAAGCUGGAGAUGUUAGUGAUGACACAUCACCUAGUAACCAACUUCAGGUGGGAAGUGGUGGGAUCUCAAGAGGGGAUUCAGUAUGCCCCAUUCCCGGUUCCUCUCAAUGGCCUCCCAACAAGAUUUUGGCAUGAAUCUGUUAUCUAAGCCCCAUCAUAUCAUCAUCAUCAUCAUCAUCAUGGGUUCAUCAUCUGUUUUCUUCUGAUCACAUCACAAUUAAGGAUAUAAAUGUACAUUUUAUUGCAGUGAUGUUUGCUCAAGUGUUUUUUAUUUUUUUGUUUGUUAUUUAUGUGAUGAAUAUCAAUUCUCCUGUCCCAACAUUGCCUGCCUUUACAGCUAGCAACUUUCAUCAUCUGCACUUGAAGAAGUGGAAAAUGUACAAAUUGAUUGAAAGAAAAUAAAAUGUGCACUCCUUUGUCUUGCCUUUUUCUGACCUAAAGAUGAGCUGGACUUUCAUUUUCCUGUGCCUUGGAUUGGAACUGGUUCAUAGUUGUGAUCUUUAAGUAAAUUUUCACAUUUAGUCCCUUCAAUUUUAGUUUUUCUUUUCUUUGCCA